ACUCCGUAACAUUUAUCCGGUCACAACAAACAAGAAUGAGCAGCAGAGUAUGCCUGCCGCUCUCCAUCACACUUGCCACUGACAAGAGGAUAGGGAUUACUCCUCGCUUGGGCCCCGCAGAGCUCAAUUGCAGAAACCCACUCUCAUUUCUAACUUUAUCGGCUAGCAGUUUUGCUUCUAUCAAUUACUCGCCUUCUAUGGACGUGUCUCUCGCCGCUAAAGCUUAUUCUUCUGCUAGUGAUAAUGAAGCUGUCACAAGUGGGGAAAAUGACUUGCUCAUCGUCGGACCUGGUGUGCUAGGGCGUUUAGUCGCUGAAAAAUGGAGAGAGGAACACCCAGGUUGUCAAAUUUUUGGACAAACAAUGACCGCUGAUCAUCAUGAUGAACUGAUCCAAAUGGGUAUUAAACCAACUUUGAAAGAAACCAAGCUUUCUAUCAAGUUCCCUUAUGUUAUUUUCUGUGCUCCUCCGUCCCGCACUGAAGAUUAUCCUGCUGAUGUCAGGGAGGCUGCAUUGAAAUGGAAUGCUGAAGGUUCUUUCAUGUUCACCUCAAGUUCCGCACCAUAUGAUUGCCAUGACAAUGGGCCAUGUGAUGAGGAUACCCCAGUUGUGCCGAUAGGAACGAGCCCUAGGACUGAUGUUCUUCUAAAGGCAGAAAAAGCUGCACUGGAAUAUGGUGGCUGUGUUCUAAGACUGGCUGGACUUUACUGUUUAUACAAAGCCGAUAGAGGUGCUCAUACCUACUGGUUAAGUAAAGGAACUUCAGAUUUUGGUGGAGAUCACAUUGUCAAUCUUAUACACUAUGAGGAUGCAGCUUCUCUCGCUGUUCUCAUCUUGAAAAAGAAAUUCCGUGGUCGGAUCUUUUUGGGUUGUGACAAUCACCCAGUGUCCAGGCAACAAGUGAUGGACCUGGUUAAUAAAAGUGGGAAGUAUAGCCAGAAGUUUAAGGGAUUCACAGGAACAAGUGAUCCACUAGGCAAGAAGUUAAACAACUCAAAAACGCGUGCUGAAUUAGGAUGGGAGCCUAAAUAUCGUAGCUUUGCUGAAUUCCUUGGAGUUUCAGAGUAGCCAUUGCUUUUACGAGGGGCUUCGUGAUUGGAGAUGAUUCCCUGUGUAGAGAAUUGAAUGUGAAUUUUCUCCAUGGUUCAUGUCUUUCCCUUUAUGGUCUCUACUCUACAAUAUUUUGACAUUGAUCAACAUAUGCACUUACAACUAUUAAGAGUCUUUUACUUUAGUAAUCAUGUGUUAUUUGUACGACUUGAAGUGGUUGCAUUAUUUGUUCACCAUUGAUGAGUUGAUGACAAUACCAAGUUUAAAAGGCCAUUACCAAGUAAGGUUGAAAACAAUGGUAAAGUGUGUUACAGUACUAGAUUGC
Messenger RNA from Cuscuta epithymum, 1374 nucleotides. Lineage: Eukaryota; Viridiplantae; Streptophyta; Magnoliopsida; Solanales; Convolvulaceae. The record is from the annotation of a GenBank genome assembly.